GGAGGCGGUGAAUGGGCGGCGUCAUGGCACGGAGUGCGGAGGUGACGACCCACCACGGGCUCGGGCGGAGCGCCUCAGUCGGAGCAGCGCUCGCUCGGGCGGGAGGAUAGCAGUGUGACCCGUCAGCUCGCAGUGACAGCGCGCCGCGGACGGUGCUGCGGUGGGGGAAGACGGUGUGGAAGACCGUGCUACAGGAGGUGACGAAGAGGCGGUGAGGCAAAAGGAGAGUAAUUAAGAUUUGGCAAAAUGCCAGCGGCGGGGGUGGACGUGGCGGCCGCAGUGUCGUUCUCCGUCAACAACCAGCAGCAGAGAGUGUCGAAGCGAGCCACCAACGAUGAGACGGUACCCAGUGAUGUCACGUCGACCACGACGCUGGCCGAGUACCUGCGACAGCACCAGCAGCUGCCCGGCACAAAGACCAUGUGUCGCGAGGGCAUGUGCGGCGCCUGCGUGGUCAACGUGACCUCUGUGAACCCGGCCACCGGCCAGAUGGAGAGUCGCGCCGUCAACUCGUGUAUGGUGCCGCUCAAGGCCUGCCACGACUGGAAAAUCGAGACUGUGGAGGGCAUCGGGAACAGGAAGGACGGCUACCACCCGGUGCAGGCGAGGCUGGCUCAGAUGAACGGCACCCAGUGCGGCUACUGCAGCCCGGGAAUGGUCAUGUCCAUGUACAGUCUGCUGAAGUCUGGGGGAGAAGUGACCGAGGAACAGGUAGAGCAGGCGAUGGACGGCAACCUGUGUCGCUGCACCGGCUACAGGCCCAUCCUGGACGCCUUCAAAACAUUCAAGGCAGACGCCGACGAAACUACCAAGAAGAUCGUCAAGGAUAUCGAGGAGACAGCCGGAUGUCACAGUAACAAGAGAGGACCGUGCCAGUCAAAGACAGCCUGUGCAGGGUGUCCUCGGGUGAAGUCGUCAUCCACGGCGGCUGAUGACGACUGGCGUCUGCCGACGUCACUCCAGCAGGCCAUCAGCGACAUCGGGACCAUGUCCAACGGCGGCAAGACCAUCCGAAUGGUGGCCGGAAACACCUCCAUGGGUGUGCUGGACAAAUACAACGAUCCGUCGGACGGCUACAUCUCUCUGCUGAAGAUCCCGGAUCUGCGCGUCAUCAAGCGUCCCGGCGAUCAGAAGUCCAAGUUCAGCAGCUCGUCGGAUGGCGCCGUGUUCGGGGCGGCCGUCACCCUAUCUGAGCUCAUCAGCGAGUUCGACGAGCUGGCCAAGAGGGCCGGCUACAAACACUGCGCGGAGAUGGCCAAACACCUGCGGGUGGUGGCCAACACGCCCGUCAGGAACGCCGCCACCUGGGCCGGCAACCUCAUGAUCAAACACAAGUACAGAGACUUCCCGUCGGACGUCUUCCUUCUGUUGACGGCCGCCAAGGCCAAACUGAAAAUCGCGGAGGGACGGAAGAUGGAGGAGAUGUCUAUCGACAAACUGUACGAGAUCAGCAUGACCAACAAGAUCAUCGUCUCCAUGAGCCUCCCUCCCAUGGACAACAAUAAAUGCGUCUUCAAGUCGUACAAGAUCACUCCCCGAGCCAUCAGCGCCCACGCCUACGUGAACGCUGCCUUCGUGAUUCCGUUCGACGCGGCCACGGCCAAAAUCACCGAGCGUCCGACCCUGCUCUUCGGAGGCAUCAACGACAAAUUUGUGCACGCGGAGAGGACCGAGCGGUAUCUGACGGGGCGAAUCAUCUCUGAUGAGGCCACCGUGAAGGGGGCGCUGACCACCCUCCUGGACGAGGUCGAGCCCCACCCGGACCCCGAGCACGCCGACGUCGCCUACAGGAAACGACUCACAGGCAAUCUGCUCUACAAGGUGAUUCUGCAUACUCUGGGUGACCGGGUGCCGGUCCGUAUGAGGUCAGGAGGUGAUGAUCUCACCCGUUCCACCAUGAAGGGCACCCAGGAGUUCGACACCGACAAGACGCUGUGGCCCGUCAACAAGGCUAUGCCCAAGCUGGAGGCGCAGAUCCAGACGUCGGGCGAGGCCGAGUAUGUGGACGACCAGCCGGACCUGCCCGGAGAGUUGCACGGACACUACGUGCUCAGCACCAUGGCCAACGCCAAAAUAGACAGUAUCGACGCCUCAAAGGCACUGGCACUGGAUGGGGUCCAAGGAUUCUUCACUGCUAAGGACGUGGUCGGAUCAAACAAAUUCGUCUCCAUGGCCAUGUUCGGACCCCUAUUCAACCUCGACAUGAACAAGAUCAUCCCAGAAGAGGUAUUCGCCGAGGAUUCGGUGCGUUACGCCGGCCAAGCGAUCGGACUGGUGGUGGCCGACACGAAGGCGAUCGCCCGCAGAGCCGCAGCACUGGUCAAGGUGGAGUACACGCAGGUGGCAGCACCGGUCCUCAACAUCCGGGAUGCUCUGAAGACGCAACCCGAAGGGUGGAAACAGACCACCUUUGCACCGUUCUGCGUGAACACCGGAGAUGCAGAAGCGGCGAUGGCGUCCGCGCCGCGGCGCGUGAAGGGCGAGUGGGAGAUGGGCGGCCAGUACCACUUCACCAUGGAGCCUCAGACUGUGCGCGUCAUCCCCUGCGAGGACGGACAGCUCAACAUUUACAGCGCCACGCAGGGCAUCAAACACGUCGUGGACGCAGUGGCUGACGUCGUCAACGUUCCUGCACACAAGAUCAACGCCGAGGUUCGCCGUAUCGGUGGUGGCUACGGAGGAAAGAUCAGCAACCCCAUUCCCAUCGCAAACGCCUGCGCCGUGGCGGCCACCAAGCUGAACAAGCCCGUGCGAAUGGUGCUCGACAUCGAGAAUAUGAUCGAGAUGUGCAGCGGACGGUUCCCGUUCUUGAUUAAGUAUGAGGCCGGGUUCGACGACUCCGGCAAGCUUCUGGCGCUGAAGAUGCACUUCAUUACCAACAACGGCUACACGUCGUCGAUCCUGAGCGCGCUGGAGCUGCAGGAGGUGAUGCACAUGGUGACCAGCGUCUACAACACGGACAACUGGAACGUGACGGGCGGCUCGGUCUUCACCCACCUCAACAUCAACACCUCCUGCCGCGCGCCAGGUUCGGUGAACGGCGUUGCCGGUAUCGAGAUGGUGAUGAACCGUAUCGCUCACGAGCUCAACAUGGACCCGUGGGAGGUGCGACGGGUCAACUUCGUCAUGGGACACGGCAAUGAUCCUAAACCUCCCAUGGUACCCAACGACGAGAAGGUGUUCUCCAUGAUGGUGAAGGAGAUGGAAGAAAAGGGCGAGAUCAAACAGAGAAAGGCCGACAUUGCGACCUUCAACAAGAACAACCGCUGGCGGAAGCGCGCGCUGUCGCUGGUGCCGCUCAACUACCCGGUGGCGCUGAUCAUGAAGCACCCGGUCCUCAUCUCCAUCUACGACAAGGACGGCACGGUGGCCGUCUCACACGGAGGAGUCGAGAUGGGACAGGGACUCAACACCAAGGUGGCCCAGGUGUGCGCCCGCGAGCUCGGCGUGCCCCUGGAGCUGGUCUCCGUCAAACCCAACAACAACCUGGUGAAUCCGAACGGCGUGGUGACGGGCGGCAGCGUGGGCAGCGAGAUGUGCAGCAUGGCUGCCAAGAUGGCCUGCGACCAGCUGAAGGAGCGUCUGCAGCCGUUCAGGGCGGCCGAGGGGGAGCCGGAGCGGCCGUGGCAGCAGGUGGUUCAGAUGGCGUCCAUGAUGGGCGCCAACCUUACCGCCCACUCACAACAAACCCCGAUCAUGACUCCGUACAUCGUCUGGGGUCUGACGGCGGCCGAGGCCGAGCUGGACGUGCUCACCGGCGAGUACCGCUUCAACCGCGUGGACGUCUACGAGGACGCCGGCAAGGCGCUGUCGCCGCUGGUGGACGUCGGACAGAUGGAGGGCGCCUUCACCAUGGGAAUGGGCGCGCUGCUCUUCGAACAGUUCCGAUACGAUCCGCAGACAGGACGGAGAAUCACCAACCGCGCCUGGAACUACUACCCGCCGACGCACAAGGACAUGCCACGCGACUUCAGGGUGAAGCUGUUGAAGAACAACGUCAACGACUUGGGCAUCUUCAACUCCAAAGCUACCGGGGAGCCGGCGGUAUGCAUGGCCAAUGCCUGUUUGAUGGCACUCCACCAGGCGGUCAUCGAAGCCAGAAAGGACGCCGGACUCACUGAAUGGCUCCACCUCAAUUCUCCCGGCACUGUGGAAUACUCCCAGAUGGCUUGCGAAACUUCUGUCGAAAUGCUUCGGCUCUCCUAAGCACCAUUGGAGGCCUCAGGCCAGGACUAAUGGCGCCUGCAGGGAAAGAUGGAAGUAGCGCUUCCAGACAACCCGCAGGCAACAAACGAAGUGUCCCUGCGGACUUGCUAGCUGUGUUUGUGUUAAAGUGGUUGAGGGAUUAGCCUUAGCUGAUUUAUCAUUGCAAUAAGUUAAACGAAUUAGAAGCUAGAAUAAUGAAGAAUUAAGUCGGGUUAUCUGUGUUGGUGCUGGGGCCUUGCUGCUUCGCUCCGCCUGAAUAUUUAUCACUUAUUAGCUGGAUCAUACAUAUUUCCCUUCUGCACAUACCAUCUCGAUGUUCGGACGCCAAUCUCGUCAAUAUUUAUUAAGGCAGCUAUGUGACACAUUUUUAAGUGUGUAUCGAUGUACAAUCAUUAUAAUUUCUCUAGGCGUUUGCAGAACGCGUUCUAUUGCUUUGGUAGCUGGCCGCCGGGCAUGGACCAAUGUUAGUUCGAUGUAUGAUCUGAACCGAACCUGUAUGGCGUGUCGCAAAUACUGUUGCCUCUACAUUACAACGAUGAUGGCAAUAUUUUGACUGCAUGUAUGUGUGAUAUUGAAAUUGGUCAUCUCCGCCAUGGCCCUGUGCCCUUCUAUCGAAAGGUGCCAAAGCAAUAGAUAGCGUUAUGAAAGCGGGUUUCCACCCAGUGACUUUUAAGCUUCUUGGUUUUGGUGAACUCGGCGGGAGCCGAAAACGGUGGUGGACUUGUCAUAGUGCUCGUCUGGUCGUUCACCACAAGAAGUUUGGUGAGUGAUUUUUACAUGCAUGCUCGGGUAAUUUGACAAAUAUACGACUAUUAAUUUGUA
This is a messenger RNA of Amphibalanus amphitrite, 5028 nucleotides long. RefSeq names its product xanthine dehydrogenase-like. The record is from RefSeq and is a predicted model, not a curated record. Gene Ontology annotation, molecular function: oxidoreductase activity; FAD binding; 2 iron, 2 sulfur cluster binding. The transcript is spliced from 25 exons. NCBI's taxonomy places the organism in Eukaryota, Metazoa, Arthropoda, Thecostraca, Balanomorpha, Balanidae. The coding region runs from base 247 to 4206 and encodes 1319 amino acids.